Molecule: messenger RNA, 999 nt
Organism: Fusarium mangiferae
Lineage: Eukaryota; Fungi; Ascomycota; Sordariomycetes; Hypocreales; Nectriaceae
Exons: 4
Coding region: 1-999 (332 amino acids)
Biological process (GO): iron ion transmembrane transport
Cellular component (GO): high-affinity iron permease complex; plasma membrane
Molecular function (GO): ferrous iron transmembrane transporter activity
Source: RefSeq, a predicted model, not a curated record
AUGCUCGAUUUAUUCUCCGUGCCCGUGUUCGUCGUCGUCUUUCGGGAGACCCUCGAGACUGCUAUCAUCGUCUCGGUGCUGCUGGCCUUUCUGAAACAGACGCUUGAUGGAUCUCAGCGCGAUGCUGGUAUUUAUAAAACCUUGCGCACACAGGUCUGGCUGGGAACGGCCUUGGGUCUUGCGUUGUGUCUCAUCGGCUCCGGUGUAAUUAUCGGGAUAUUUUACAUUCUUGGUAACGAUACCUGGGCUGAUCAUGAGUAUUACUACGAAGGAGUGUUUUCGCUCAUUUCGGCUGUCAUCAUCACCAUCAUGGGCGGUGCGUUGUUGCGUGUGGGUAAGAUGGAGGAUAAGUGGAGGGCCAAAUUGGCAAAGGCCAUUGAGACACCAGUAACAGCGCAAGGAAAACGAGCGUGGUUGGUUAAUCUCUUUGAGAAGUAUGCCAUGUUCGUGUUGCCCUUCAUCACUGUUCUUCGUGAAGGUAUCGAGGGCAUCGUUUUUGUCGCUGGUGUCUCAUUUUCUGCACCCGCUUCUGCCGUCCCUCUCCCCGUCAUCAUGGGAUUGAUGCUGGGCGGCCUUGUUGGCUAUGCUCUCUACCGGGGCGGUUCAUCUGCGAAACUGCAAUAUUUCCUCGUCGCUUCGACAUGUCUUCUCUACCUCGUCGCAGCAGGUCUGUUCUCCCGCGCAAUCUGGCUCUUUGAGCAACAGCAGUGGAACAAGGUCGUCGGCGGUGAUGCCGCGGAACUCGGAGAUGGUCCUGGAUCAUACGAUAUCGACCGGAGUAUCUGGCACGUCAACUGCUGCAAUCCUCAGCUCAACGGCGGUGGAGGCUGGGCUAUUCUGAAUGCUGUUGUCGGAUGGAACAACUCCGCUACGUACGGAUCUGUGCUUGCCUAUAACCUGUACUGGGUUUUUGUGAUUGCGCAAUUUUCGCUCAUGUCGUUCAAGGAGGAUCACGGACAUUACCCAUUGCUCAAGGAGGAGGACACAAGGACUGAUUAA